AGCGAGACACACACAGAGCGACACAUAAAGGCACAUACAUAGAGACACAGUGAGACACGAUGACACACACAGUGACACACACACAGACACAUGUAGGGACAAACAGAUAAACACACACAUAAGCGAGGAGUCACAGUGGAACACCUGGAUACAGAGAGACACACGGACACACAUAGAUAUACUACAUAGAGACAGAUGCACCGAGAAGAGACGCAUCGAGACACACAGACACACAUAGAGAUAGAGACACACAGAUGCACACAGACACGCACAAAGACGCACAAAGAGUUAGAGACACGCACAGGGACACAGGCACGCGGGUGAGACAUGCAGGGAGGAAUACAUAGUUGUGUAUAUACAUACAGUGAUGGACAGAGACAUACAGAGGUACAGCAUAUCGAGACAGAGAGAGAGAGAGGGAGAGAGACAAAGGCGGGUUGGGCAAUCCUCGCUGAUCCAGCUUAAGAGUCCGGGCCAAGAGACGGAUUGGGAUUUCGGAGCGGUCAAGGUCAGGAAUCUCCAUCGCGCUGAACAAAUCUCCGGGAAAGUCGAGGGGCGGGGCUGAGCCCCCCCCCCCAAAUUAGCCACUUUGAGCAUCAAUCACUGAAGAGGGAGAGGGGGGGGCAGUGGCCCGGGGGAGAGAGCUGGGGGGGGGGGGCGAGGAGACGCGAGCGCUCGGCAUUAACGCGCCCAGCGAACAGCGAAUCAGAGGCUCCUCCAGAUGGCAUCCCAACAACAAUAACAACAACAAACAAACAACAACAACAACAACACACGGACAAGAAGCCAAGGCGCGGGUGGUUGCCCGUGGCGCCGUGGUCGACGAUGCGAGGGCCUGGCGAGAAUCCGCGCCGCGCGCUCGGCGCGGUGCUGAAACGGACAGCGAGGCGAGCGGCUUCCAGCCGCAACAACAACAACAACAACCACAACAACAACCACAACAAUCACCGCGGUGGUGCUGCUCCUGCUGCUGGUGUUAGUGGCAUUGUCAGCGGCUGCGCUGCAGUGGUGGUGGAGGUGUUGGCGUGGUCGGAGUCAUGUCGUUAGCAACCCAGCUGCUGCAGUCGCUCUGAGUCGCGCACGCUAUGAACUCCUCCGCACCAGCGGGGGCUCCUGGUAGCGGUGCUAGUGAGGUUGGUGGUGGCGGUGGUGGUGAGGUUGGUGGUGGCGGUGAGGGUGACAUCGUGGCCGCUGGUGUGGCCUCCCUGUACCCUCCCGGCCACGGCUCCCUCUCCGGCGGCACCACCACCACCACGCCGCUGCCCCAGGCCGUGCUCUACCUGCUCAUGGCUGCGCUGGUGGUGGUCGGGGUGGCCUACCUGAUCGUGGGCCACCUCCUACGGGACAUCGCUCACGAUCUCGUGGCCUGGCUGUUCGGACCCAGCCGCAGGAAGCACGCCAGGGACUCCGAGUCAAACCGGCCACGGUUCUGUUCGGCGUCAGCGCCGCACAGAGCGAGCCGGAUGGACUCGGCGUGUCUGGUGUCUGUCCUCCUGGAGGAGCGGCUCGCCGAGCCAGACCCCGAGCCAGAUCCCGAGCCGGACCCCGAGCCGGACCCCGAGCCGGACCCAGAGUCUCCGCAGGCGCUCGCCAACGGCCACAGGGGAGGUCGCGGACGGUCGAGGUCGAGGUCAGGGCUGGAAUCUGGAGCAGGGAGCCCGGACGGCGCGGGCCCUCACGGGUCGCGGCAUCUACCCACGUGACCAGUCCCGGCGUCAACGCGUGACACCAGUGAGAUAUAGACUCGGACUCGCAGCACAACAACAACAGCAACACAACAACAACAGCAGCAGCAACAG
Petromyzon marinus (sea lamprey) is the source of this 1799-nucleotide messenger RNA. RefSeq lists its product as uncharacterized. The record is from RefSeq and is a predicted model, not a curated record. Lineage: Eukaryota; Metazoa; Chordata; Hyperoartia; Petromyzontiformes; Petromyzontidae.